GCCACUCAAGAUGCACUCAGGUGUCCUGGCUGCCUUCCUCUUCUUGAGCUGGACACAGUGUUGGUCCCUGCCCAUUCCCAACGAUGAGGAUGAUGAAGAUUUGUCUGAGGAGGACUUCCAGCUUGCAGAGCACUACCUGAAGUCAUACUACCAUCCCCGGAACCCUGCGGGCAUCCUGAAGAAGACUGCGGCAAACUCCAUGGCUGACAGGCUCCGAGAAAUGCAGUCUUUUUUUGGCUUGGAGGUGACUGGCAAGCUUGACGACAACACCUUAGACAUCAUGAAAAAACCAAGAUGUGGAGUUCCUGACGUGGGCGAAUACAAUGUUUUCCCGAGAACUCUCAAGUGGUCCAAAAUGAAUUUAACCUAUAGAAUUGUGAAUUAUACCCCUGAUAUGACUCAUUCUGAAGUCGAAAAGGCAUUCAGAAAAGCCUUCAAAGUUUGGUCUGAUGUGACACCGCUGAAUUUCACCAGACUUCACGAUGGCACUGCUGACAUCAUGAUCUCUUUUGGAACUAAAGAGCAUGGCGACUUCUACCCAUUUGAUGGACCCUCUGGUCUGCUGGCUCAUGCUUUCCCUCCUGGGCCCAAUUACGGAGGAGAUGCCCAUUUUGAUGAUGAUGAAACUUGGACAAGUUGCUCCAAAGGCUACAACUUGUUUCUCGUGGCUGCCCAUGAGUUUGGCCACUCGCUAGGUCUCGACCACUCCAAGGACCCGGGGGCACUCAUGUUUCCCAUCUACACCUACACCGGCAAAAAUCACUUCAUGCUUCCCGAUGACGAUGUACAAGGGAUCCAGUCUCUCUAUGGUCCAGGAGAUGAAGACCCCAACCCUAAACACCCUAAAACACCAGACAAAUGUGAUCCCUCUUUAUCCCUUGAUGCCAUUACCAGUCUCCGAGGAGAAACAAUAAUCUUUAAAGACAGAUUCUUCUGGCGGCUGCACCCUCAGCAGGUUGAUGCGGAGCUGUUUUUAACAAAAUCGUUUUGGCCGGAACUUCCCAACCGUAUUGAUGCUGCAUAUGAGCAUCCUUCUCAUGACCUUAUCUUCAUCUUUAGAGGCAGAAAAUUUUGGGCUCUGAAUGGUUAUGACAUUCUGGAAGGUUACCCCAAAAAAAUAUCUGAACUAGGAUUUCCGAAAGAGGUUAAAAAGAUAAGUGCGGCUGUUCACUUUGAGGAUACGGGGAAGACCCUCUUCUUCUCUGGGAACCAGGUCUGGAGCUACGAUGAUACUAACCAUACGAUGGAUAAAGACUACCCCAAACUAAUAGAAGAGGAAUUCCCAGGGAUUGGUGACAAUGUAGAUGCUGUCUACGAGAAAAGUGGUUACAUCUACUUUUUCAACGGGCCUAUACAGUUUGAAUACAGCAUCUGGACUAACCGCAUCGUCCGUGUCAUGCCAGCACAUUCCCUACUGGGGUGUUAAGUGUCUUUUAAAUAUUGUUAUUUAAAUCCUGAAGAACAUUUGGGAUAAUACU
Artibeus jamaicensis (Jamaican fruit-eating bat) is the source of this 1478-nucleotide messenger RNA. RefSeq names its product matrix metallopeptidase 13 (gene MMP13). The record is from RefSeq and is a predicted model, not a curated record. Gene Ontology annotation, biological process: extracellular matrix organization; collagen catabolic process; proteolysis. Lineage: Eukaryota; Metazoa; Chordata; Mammalia; Chiroptera; Phyllostomidae. Gene Ontology annotation, cellular component: extracellular matrix. Gene Ontology annotation, molecular function: metalloendopeptidase activity; zinc ion binding. Bases 11 to 1426 code for a protein of 471 amino acids. The transcript is spliced from 10 exons.